Messenger RNA from Rattus norvegicus (Norway rat), 3139 nucleotides. Lineage: Eukaryota; Metazoa; Chordata; Mammalia; Rodentia; Muridae. The record is from RefSeq and is a predicted model, not a curated record.
GGGGGCGCUAGACUCCCCUGAAGGUGGGUUCACUAUCUUCCCAGCGGGGUGUGAAAGCCAGUUCAGCUCCUGAACCCCACAAUUGUUCAACAGCCUUUUGGUGCAUGACCGGUUUCCGAAGACAGAAUCUGCAUGACGAGGACAUUUUCUCUCGGCACUCGUAUGACAGAGGGAACAGCAUUGUGUCUGGUGUAAGCAGGUGAGCUCUUCAAACCCAGGCCACGGGCAAGUAUGAAGCCUGAACACAGAACGAUAGCCACAAGACAGUGGACCAGGAGUGCCGUGGCCUACCACACUAGGUCUACAGCCAAGAAGAAGAUGAUGUCUCUGAGGAGGAUGAGCACACCAUCCUUCCAGAAGCGGAGGAGGAGGAGGCCUUCUCUCCAGGCCCUGGGGAACAUUGUGGGCUGCAGAAUUUCUCACGGAUGGAAGGAAGGUGAAGAGCCCGUCACCCAAUGGAAGGCCAUCGUUCUAGAUCAUCUGCCAACAAAUCCCUCCCUCUAUCUGGUCAAGUAUGAUGGAAUUGAAUGUGUCUACGGACUGGCACUUCACAGCGAUGAGAGGAUUUUAAAGCUUAAGGUCUUGCCUCACAAUGUAGUGUUUCCUCAAGUGAAAGACGCCCAUCUCGCGAGUGCCAUGGUUGGCCGAGCUGUGGAGCAUAAAUUUGAGGGCAAACAUGGCUCUAAGGACAACUGGAGGGGGGUGGUCCUAGCCCAGGUGCCGAUCAUGAAGAACUGGUUUUACAUCACCUACGAGAAAGAUCCAGUCCUAUACAUCUACCAGCUCCUGGAUGAUUACACAGAAGGUAACCUCCGUAUCAUUCCAGAGACUCCUCCAGCAGAGGUGAAGUCAGACAUUGACAGCAACAUCUUAACAGGUCAAUGUGUGCAGUUCACCAGAAGCGACAUGUCCAAAAAGAUUGCCAAAGUCAUUUACCAAAUUCUACCCAAGCCUUCCUUGUACUACAUCAAGUGUGAUGGCAACGUCCACAUUUAUGUCUAUAAUCUGGUGGAAAAGAUCCGUUAAGGUGAAAUUCACAAAGUGAGGGGGACAUAGAUGGGGAAUUUAUAGGAUUGGGGGAAAAUGUUUGUUUUUCUGUGUUUCAGAUACACAAGGGUCUUUGACAACCCCAGUAACUUUUCCAGUCGAAUUUGUUUUUGCUCUAAAAAUUAAAAUGUGCGAUGUGACGUGUUGUGUUUGAACACUUUGGUAUAGGAGACGGGCUGUGGUGGAUGGAACAUCGAGAGGAAGCCGGAAAGGUCAAGGCUGUGAACAGGUAAGGUAGAAGCAAAACUCGCUGUAUGGCCAUUUCUCAAGCCUGGACCAGAAAGAUAAUGGCCAAGGUUUACAAGGCAAGUGGGAAAGAUCAAUUAUACCCCCACGACUACUGCACAGCUCUGUUACAUGAUCAGCAGGAGUGCUGGAGUUAACCUGGAUUUCGGGAGCAGCAGAUACCCGCUGUCCCCACUUGGGCUUCUCAGGAUGCAGGUCUGUCUCUUAUGGCAACAGGCAGGGAGAAUCCUACCAGCAACUCUGAGGAGCAGCAGGAGGACACGUGAUGGAAACCAGGGCAGGAGAGAAGAGAGGAAAGGUGUCCUUCUCUGGGUCAUAGACAAGAGUCAGAGACCUGAGUACCUGCUUCUAACUGAGUACAGAGCCACUCUCACCAUGUGUGUAUGAACUGUGCUGGGGUCUCCAGUCUAUGAUCCUACCCACUUUCCUUCCAUCAUUUCCUACCGGAAGGAGAAGACACCCAGCUCCAUCUAAAGUGACACUGAGAAGCAGCCCAGUUACGGCGUGGAGGUGGAGGACAAGACAAGGUGGAAUCAAAACAGACAUACACUUACAUGCACACAGACAUGCAUGACACAUAUCUCUGCAUGCAUAUGCAUACCAAGAACAUGAGCACACAUGCAUGCAUGCACACAUAAACAUACAUACAUGGAACACACUGAUAAUUUUAUAAAUACACAUAUACAUAUUAGCAUGUGUGCACUUAGUUUCACACAUGUGAUAACUUUAUACUGUAUAUAUAUAAUAUACUAUAUAUAUACAAUACAUACACACACAUAUAUAUAUAUAAAACACACAUACAUACAUACAUACAUAUAUAUAUAUGCACAUAUAUAUAUGCAUAUAUAUAUAUAUGCAUAUAUAUAUAUAUAUAUAAAUCCUAAUUUUGUGGUAUCUGAUUUCUGUGUUCACCCUAGAAAGAGUCAGCCAUUUGGUGCCCAUUUCUAUAGCUUUUUCUUUUAAAAUGCAUGACUGCAAAUAAGCAGGUCACUAGGUCAAUAAAGUGUCUGCCUCACAUAUUAGGCUUCCUCUCUACAGCUGUGAUCAAACAUUCUACCCAAAAACAACUUGUAGAAGGAAAGCAUUUCUUUGGCUUGCACCUUGGCUCACCACCUUUUGUGGGCAGUCAGACAGGAACUCGAGGAGAGAAUUACAAAGGAAUACUGCUCACGGCCUUACUCACUAGUCCAUGCUUAGUUCACGUUCUCAUGAAGCCCUUACACCCUGGCCUAGGAAUGAUGACACCCACAGUGGGUGGGCCCAGCGUCAUCACCUGUCAAUCGAGACAGUCUCUCACCCAUUAGGCCACAAGCCAAUCCGAUGGAAGGAGCACUUCAGUUGAGGUUCUCUCUUCCCAGGAGACCCUAUGUCAAGUCUCUUCUUAGUUAUGUCAAGAUGUCAGUGAAAGCUAACCAGGACACCUCAUAAGCAUGAAGACCUGGGUUUGAUUCCCAGAACCCACAUCAAAAUGUGAGUGGAGAAAGCUUUUAAUGCCAGUUGGGGAAACAAGGACAGGAUCUGCAGGAUCUGCUGACCACCACAGGUGGCAUGAUGGGUAAGCCCCUGGCCAAUUAGAGACCCCGUCUCGAAAACACAGACCAUGCCUGAGGAUGAGGCCUGUGGUUGUUCUCUGACUCUACCUGAGUGUGGAGACAUGUACACACAUCUGCACACAUAUGCAUCUACACACACCCAUGUACACACCUUAGAUAAAUAGAUGAUAGAUAUCAGACAAACAAAUGGUAGAUAGAUAGUAAAUAGGCAAAUUAUAGAUAGACAGAUAGACAAAUGAUAAAUAAUAGACAGAUAGAUAGAUAGAUAGUAAUUAGAUGGAUGGAUGGAUAAA